CUCGUUAGAGAGAAGAUCGGUAAAAAGACAAAGAAUUAUAAAAAAAUAUCAAAAAGACGUGAAUUUGACGCAUCACUUUAGAACGUUCGUUGUUAGACAAAAUAAAUUUUUUCUAUAUAUAUUUACAUGGGGUUUUCCCAAGAAAAUUAACUGAAAAUAAGCGAAAAACACACAUACAUUAAUUUUUGGCAAAUGAGCCAAGAAAAUUUUAUUUGAAAAUAAAUAAAGAAAAAAUCUUUGUGAAAAAAAGUGAACAAAUUAUAGCAAGAAGUGUGGCUAAAUGACAUUAUACACGCGAUUCGGUGGCUCUAUAAAUUGUGUUAUGAUUGAUUAAUAUUAUUAAAAUAAGAACAAAAAAAAAAAAAAUAAAUAAAUAAUAAAAAUAAAAAAUGUUUAUGUGAAAUUAUUAAAACAUUAAAAAGAUUUAAAAAAAGUUAAAAACAAAAAAAAUAAAACCAUUAAAUUAAAAUGUCUUCCACUUUAAAAAUGAAUACUACUAUGAAUUGUCAAAACCUAAGCAUUCCCACACAAAAAUCAUCAAACUUAAAUAUGUAUCACGAAUUGACACAACCUGCAACGCCGCCAUAUACACCAUUCUCCUCUGCGGUACAUUGCAAUGGACAAGUUGAAAAUUACAACACUACGACAACACUUUCACCACCAAUGCAAACUCCAGUAAAUUGUAAUUUAAUGUCUCCACCAUUGAGUGCAACACCAGUACGCGAACAUUUUCGCGCUUCUCUCUGCAAUUUGAAAUCAUUCAACAGUGGCAGUAAUUAUAAUGAUUUUGCCACAGCCGAUGCUCAUUUUCCAGAUUUUUCACAAUUAACAUUUGCAGCUGUUGAAACACCAAGUUCAAUUUAUGGCGGCAUUGGUAUGGGCAUGAGCUGUGCUGACAACACACCAGUUGAUGGUGAGGAUUUUCUACAUAAACGCCAUCAUUCCAUGUGCUAUUCCGGUGGCGAGGAGGAAGAAUAUACCCAUUUGUCGGAUGAUGAUGUAAAACGUGAAACGAUGCAAAUGCAAGAACAGCCACAACAAGAUGUCUUUCGUUUUGAGCCUGAAGACAUUGCUCGCUUAACCGAAACCAGUCAAUAUGAGGAUAUUAAUGGUCUGCCUGCCAUGCCUCAGACACCGUUUACACCCCAAACACCCUAUACUCCAUAUCCUACCACCUACAUGUCAUUUACACCUUCGACAACACACCAGCCGCCACAACAGCAGCAGCAACAACACCAGAAUGAUUUUGAUAUGUCCUUUAACAGCCAACAAAUGGUGUCAGCAGCAGCUAUGCCAGAAUGUCAAACGUUAAAUGGCAGCAACAAUGAAUGCAUCAAUUUAGAUAUAGAAUAUUAUAAUUAUGAUGAAAUAAAUUGCCAAUCUAAGGAACAGUCACCUUGUUCUUCACCACCCCUGGAUCCUUGGAUGUCUUUGACUUUGUGUGAUUCCCUGCAACAACCACCCCGACAAGAAUCACCCAAAAUAAUCAACACCAGCUAUGCAGGCUUUACACCUCCACAACAGCUUAACUAUGAGCCCAGUAUAAAGCAGGAAAAUUCUUUAAAAACUAAAUUGCCCUCCAUGAUGUCUACCUUUGGUACACCCAAAUAUGAACCCUUAAGUGCCUAUUCUUACACCGAUUAUGGAGAUUAUGGCCAGCAAAGGACUCAUAUUUAUAGUCCUCCCGCUCAAUCAGCGGCCAACAAUCAGUACUCACAAAAUUUAAAUUCAUUUACUGAUGAUUUUGAAAACUGCAACAUGUUGAAUAUGGACAAACCAAAUAGAGAACAUAAAAUAAUAUGGACUAUUAAUGAGUUGGACGAAAUUAAUGAAGAAAUCAUGAGUGAAUUUUGCAAACAACCCACACAAAAUCAAACUGGCUAUGAUAAUCACAAUUACUACUGCAGCAAUGACAAUUCCACCAAUACCGAUGAGGAUGAAGAAAAUAAUUUAGAGCUUUUAGAAGAAGUUGAUACAUUUCCGGAAGAUUUGGAAUCUGAAGGUGUUGAAGAGGACAAUGAUGAAGUUUUCAUUGUAGAAAAGACCAAAGCUACUAAGCAGCGUAGAAAACGUUGCACCUCACAGACAUCAAAUGCCUCAUCUACAGCUACAGUUCAAUCUGUGGUCGAACAGUUACCACCAGAGCCCAUGAUUUGUCGCUGGACCGACUGUAAUGAAAUUUUUCCCAAUCAAGUGGAAUUUGUGGCUCAUAUCGAAAAGAGACACGUUGAUGUUAAAAGAGGUGAAGAUUUUUCUUGCUUCUGGCAUGAAUGUCCUAGACGUUAUAAACCCUUUAAUGCUCGCUAUAAAUUGUUAAUACAUAUGAGAGUUCAUAGUGGCGAAAAGCCAAAUAAGUGUCCGUUUCCUAGUUGCAAUAAGGCAUUUUCGCGUUUGGAAAACUUAAAAAUCCAUCAACGUUCACAUACUGGUGAACGUCCCUAUGGCUGUCAAUACAAAGGCUGUCUAAAAGCAUUCAGCAAUAGUUCGGAUCGUGCUAAACAUCAAAGGACCCACUAUGAUACGAAACCCUAUGCCUGUCAAUUGCCCGGCUGCACUAAACGUUACACAGAUCCAUCUAGCUUGCGUAAACAUGUUAAAAAUCAUGCUCUACGCAAUGCAAAUGGUCACUUGGGACGCAGAAAAUCCUCUAGUGCUACCACAACAACUAGCAACAAAAAAUCAAAUGCCAAAACACGCAGACAUUCAGAAUCCUCUGUGUUGCAGGCUAACAAAACUAAAAACAACACUAAUAAUAACAAUAACAUGCAGCCACAAGAAAUUGUCAUGCAAGUGCAACAUGUCAACCACAACAAACCACGUAGUAAUAGUUUCAGUGAAAUAACAUCAAAGUCUAACAUUGCAAUUGUACAUAACAAUUAUGAAAAUAAACAAAAAUUAACAAAUCUAAAUUACAAUACACUAAACAAUAAACAAUUGCAACAACAACAACAACAGCAUCAUAAUAAUCACAAGCAUAUGGUGGCUACAACAGCAACUGAAUCAUUAUCCUCAUCAUCAUUACCAUCCACAGCUAAUCGCAAUUCAAUGAACUUUAAUGAGUUGUCAAAUUGUAUAGUUACCAUUGAGCAGUACAACAGCAGCAGUAACAAAAACAAUCAAAUCGAAAAUAGUUGUAACAAUGAGAUUGACAAGAAUCAUACAGAUCAGAAUACAGCCAAUGUAACCACUGCUUUAGCCACAUAUAAUUUGGGUAACAAUACAACAACAGCGACAAACAAGAGCAGCAGCAUUGAAAAUAUUAAUCAAUUAAAUGAAUUUCAACAAUUGUUACAAGUAAAAUCAUCAUCAACCAAAUGCCAGCAACUAACGAAUGUGACCAAUAUUACUGGCAGUACAUCAGCAACAACAUUAACAUGUGAUGUUUUAAAUUACAGCAGCUGCAGCAGCAACAAUGCAAAAUAUGUAAUGACCAAUACAAUGGCAUCAACUGCAACAAAUGGCGUUACCACAAAUUCGAUUAGCACACAAUGCCACAAUAACAUCAACAAUAUAACCCACACCACCAGCAGCAGUAGCCCAAAUCCAGCUACAAUGAACAAUUGCAGCACUACAAUUGACGAUGGCAAUGACACAAAUGAAUUUGUUUCAUUCGAGUAUGUUAAAAAGUUGCUAUCCGAAACAUUCGAUUAUAUGGAUGAGGAUAAUGAUAGUUGUGAUAAUAAUGUACAAAAUACAAAUUCUAUCGAGUCCAACUCUUCCUCAACACCAUCGCCAUCAUCAUCAUCAUCAGCAACAGCAUGUGUUGAUGUACUUGCUGCUGCUGUGGCUAGUAGUGGUAUUGGUAUCAUUAGUGCGGAUAAACUUAAGCCUACAACAACAGUUGCAGCAACAACAUUAUCAUUGUCAACAGUAGCAACAACAACAACAACAUUAACAGGGCCAACAUUGGUAACAGUAAAUGAAACUGUUACUAAUGUGUCUAAUAAAAAUUUACAUAAUGAAAAUGUUGAACAAGAAUUUGCCAAUAAUUUUGACAUGGAUUAUUUGGAAAGUUUUAUGUAAAAUACAUAUUAAAAAAAAAUUGUAUAUAAUUGGUUUUUAAUUAACUUUUGUUUUUAAAAAAUUACUCUUAAAAUUUAAGUAAUGCAACAAACCUACCAAAGACAUUAACCAAAAUAAUUUCAUUUUAAAUAACCUUGUUUUAACUAGAAUUUAAGUAAACCAAAAACAAAAUCUCUUCCAAAAGAUUCCACCAAAGACAUUGAAAACUUUAUAA
This is a messenger RNA of Lucilia sericata (common green bottle fly), 4237 nucleotides long. Its product is annotated as probable serine/threonine-protein kinase DDB_G0282963. The record is from RefSeq and is a predicted model, not a curated record. NCBI's taxonomy places the organism in Eukaryota, Metazoa, Arthropoda, Insecta, Diptera, Calliphoridae. The transcript has 3 exons. The coding region runs from base 469 to 4023 and encodes 1184 amino acids. Gene Ontology annotation, cellular component: nucleus. Gene Ontology annotation, biological process: regulation of transcription by RNA polymerase II. Gene Ontology annotation, molecular function: RNA polymerase II cis-regulatory region sequence-specific DNA binding; DNA-binding transcription factor activity, RNA polymerase II-specific.